Molecule: messenger RNA, 1854 nt
Organism: Sarcophilus harrisii (Tasmanian devil)
Lineage: Eukaryota; Metazoa; Chordata; Mammalia; Dasyuromorphia; Dasyuridae
Gene: ANKS4B
Product: ankyrin repeat and sterile alpha motif domain containing 4B
Exons: 2
Coding region: 35-1291 (418 amino acids)
Biological process (GO): brush border assembly
Molecular function (GO): protein binding
Source: RefSeq, a predicted model, not a curated record
UCUUGGGUGGAAUAAGGGAAAAGCUUAAUUUAAAAUGUCAACCCGUUACCAUCACGCCACAGUUGAUGGCUACCUGGAAAUUCUGAAAGAGGCUACCAAGAGAGAUCUCAAUCUUUCUGACGAAGAUGGCAUGACCCCUACACUCCUGGCAGCCUACCAUGGAAACUUGGAAGCUCUGGAGAUUAUCUGUAGCAGGGGGGGGGAUCCUGAUAAAUGUGACAUUUGGGGAAACACUCCCCUCCAUAUUGCAGCUUCCAAUGGACACACCCAUUGUGUUUCAUUUUUAAUCAACUUUGGUGCCAAUAUAUUUGCCCUAGACAAUGACUUAAAGUCUCCACUAGAUGCUGCUGCCAGUAGAGAGCAGAAUGAAUGUGUUGACAUCCUAGACAAAGCUUCUAGGGACCAGAGCAUCCUGAAUCCCAAAAAGGUUGCCAGACAGAAGGAACAAGCCCAAAGAAAUGCCAGGAAACAGAUUAAAGACUGUGAAAAGCUUCAGGAUAAACAUCAGAAUAAAAUGAAUCGCACCUUCAACAAGGAGAAGGCUGGAACUCUAUCUUCUUUCAAGGGCACUUAUUCCAAGGCAUCUUCUUCAAACCCUUCCUUUCCCACUGCAUUUGGAACUUUCUCUAAGGGUCUGAAAGAUACUUUCAAGAUAAGGUCCAAGAAAAACAGGAGCACAGAAGAAGAACAGAUGGGAAAAGGAACAGAGGAGAACAGGAGAGGACAGCGAAAUGUGAUGGAAGUGUUCCAGGAAGAUGAGGAAGAGUCUUUCACAAAUGGUUUCAAAGAAAAAAUACAGCUCACAGAAGAUGAGAAUAUUGAUAUGCAGCAAGAGUCCAUUUUCAAUCGUCCUGGUCUGGGCAAUAUUAUAUUUAAAAGAAAUUCAGCUAUUGAAGAUAUCUUAGAAAGAAAAAGAGAGAUGGGGCUUAAUAUAGUUUCUGGAUUGCUCCAGAAAGGAGGAACAGGAGGCACUGAUGAGACUGACCCAAAAGCAGAGAUAGAAGAAGAGAAUGAAGAGGAUAUGCCUUGGAAUGAGAAUGAAAUGGAAUGGGAAGAAGAUGAAGCAGAUAUUACCCCCCUUGAAUUGUUCUUGAUGUCUCAGAACCUGAGUGAGUUCUUCCCCAUCUUUAUGAGAGAACAAAUAGAUUUAGAUGCCCUCUUACUUUGCUCAGAUGAGGAUCUCCAGAGCAUACAAAUGCAACUGGGUCCAAGGAAGAAAAUCCUCAAUGCCAUAGGCAGGAGGAAGCAAUUACUGCAGCAUCCUGGUCAGAUGACUGACACAAGCCUCUGAUGAAUGAGUAUGUUCAGGAGGAGUGAUCAAGAUUAAUUGAUCUUUAUAAUGUAGGUCUGGGGAAUCUUGAUGCCAGGUCAAUGCUUUUCUCUCUCUUUCCUCUUUCUAAACCUAAAAUAAGCAAAUAAAACCCGAUAUCCAAAUUACCAUCUGGAAAAUUACCCAUUGCCUUCUAGGGAAAUUUUAUCUGGACUUGAAGAUGCUCUUCACAUCUUGAACUCUAGGAAUACUUCUUCCAAAUACAUCUCCACUGAGCAUCAUGAAGAGACUCGGGAAACAUGAAAAUGGUGUCUCAUUUCACAAGAUCUUUUCAAGUGUCUUUUUUGAUUCAUCUUAGGAAAAGGCUAGUGAAUGAUAAUGAAGGAAAAAACACCUGCUUUUCAAAGUUUAAACUUUGAAUUUGAACUAUCAUUUCUCAUCAUAUUAUGACCUAUUUCUUAUAUUCAAAUUCUAAAGUGAGCAGACCAUCCUAUUAAAAAAAAACACCUUUUUACAUUUCUGAACUAGAAGCCAAAAGCAUUGUUUAAGGGUGAUCUAAAUACAUAGAGAUGUUCCUCACCUCA